AUGGCUGACAAUAAGAAAGCUAGGUUGCAAGCUCAAAGUCCAAAAGAUCCAACAAGAAAACAACUCAUCACAAUAGUGGAAGAUGCAUUUGAAGAGCAAAUUGAGGCUCCGAAGAAGAAAAAGAAGGUUCAACCAAACUCACUUUUUCAAGGAUGUGAACAUAAUGGGAAUAAUUCAAAGGCUGUUGAAAAGAACCCCCAAAAUGGGAAUGAGACAAUGUUUCAAUCUGAAAAGAACUCGAAAACUGGGAAUAAAAAAACUAUUGAAGGUGAUACAAUGGAUCAAGAUGAUGCAAGUUCUAAUGAGGAAGGAGAAGAUACAAGUGAGCUGAGCAUAGAGUCAAACAAAAAAGGAAUGAGUAUUGACAUGUAUUUUAAGGUGCAUGUGAUUAAUUUCAAAGACGAGGAAGAUGAGGAAAAUGAGGAAGAGGAGCAAGAUACUGCAAAUAUUGAGGGUAGUGGAGGACAAGCUAGUAAUGAAGGCACUAAAAAGAAAACUCGUGGCAAGACCUUAUGCAAAAAAACUUCAUACCACUGA
Arachis ipaensis is the source of this 537-nucleotide messenger RNA. The record is from RefSeq and is a predicted model, not a curated record. Lineage: Eukaryota; Viridiplantae; Streptophyta; Magnoliopsida; Fabales; Fabaceae.